UUGGUCUUGCCUUGCGACGUACAUAAACAAAAUGUACAAAAAUUAAUAAUUUCCAGUGAUGUGCAUAAAAAAGUCGAAAAACAAACGCAUCGAGGAGCUGCAACACACAGUAUACGAAUAUCUGCGGUGACAGGACAAUGCACCGAAGUGUAACCUUUUCCGAAAUAUUCUCAUCGACAUUUUCUGAUGAUUUAAACAGAUACGGCGAGUCAUCUGAUCAAAACGUCAAAGCUAAGUUCGUCACCAAAAUUGGAAUAGGUUUAGUCGAGUUUAUCCUGUCGUCAAUAUUUCUAUGUUAUGGAAUCAUAUUUUCCGAAUGUGUGAGUCUACAAGUUUGUACAGUUGAAAAUGGAUUAUGGACGACGAUUUUGUACACGGCGGCAUGGUAUGCUGCAGGUCCUUGGUCAAAGCAUAUCUGCGAAUAUUUCGAAAAUAACAAGUACAACGUUUUCAGGUAUACCAUUUGCGCUGCAACGGUAUUUUUAUUCGUGGGUUUUCUGAUACCUGGCCAAAUUAUAUCAUACGGACUGUUCGGAGGAAUCUUCUCUAACUUUAUUUCUGUUCAAUUAAAGUUUAUAGCAACAGAAAGAUAUGAUAUGGAUCUAAAAACUUAUGAGGGAAACGUGCAAGUCGCUAGGGCACUAAAUCUUCUGUUGAUGCCACAUUUCGUAUUGCUCCUUACUAGCUAUUACGAUAUGUACCAAGUGAAACUUAUAUUUGCCGCCUUCCUACUAAACAUCAUCCCUGCGACUCUUAUAAUAAAACCUUAUGAAAUUGAACAGAGGGAUCCCGAAAUAUCACGGUACCAGACAUUACCAGCGUUUUCGAAUCAAAUAAGAGAAAUGAUGGAAUUCACCAACUCAGUACAUACUACUAGUAAUAAUACACCGGAUUUGUCUUCCGAUUCUGACGACGAAGAUAAAGAGGAUGUUAUUAUACUUCCAUCCGGUAGAGAAGACGACGAUCUAACUUAUGAUGACACUAACGAUGUCAACGAGCAACUGCUACAGCCAAUACAGUUAACCCCUUACAACGUGCAAACCUAUUACAGCAAAGUUGGUGUCAGUAUUUUACCAGGAAUCCCGGAAGAAAUGGAAAAUGAAGAAAUGAAUGAUGCCAUAGAUACAAUUAAUUCUAGGAGGAUCAGCAAAAUUAGUAUGCGCCUUGAAGAAAUCAAUCAGCUCUCGAAAAAAGCGUCGGAAGAACAACAACAUAUGCAACGCGUUCCUCAUUUAGAUCCAGAAGCAACACCUGGAGAUAAAAUGUCGGGGGAAAUUUUAAACGUUAAAACUUUGGAGACAAAUGGGGCGCCAGAAGAGCCAGAAAUUAGGAUUAACGGAAACCAACACACUUUUUACGCAAGUGAAGUAAAUGAUACGCCUGAUCCAGAAAUAUUAGAUAUUAACACUUUAGUGUCGAAUAAGCAGCUAGAGGAACCAGACAGAAUUGAAAACAUUGAAUAUAUACACAAUUACGGAGGGACUAAGCCCAGAUUUUUUAAAGAAUUUAGGACUGUAAAAUCAGGUUACUGUUGCGGAUGUUCUCCUUACAGGAAAUUUAUAUGGAAACGAAGAUAUCGCACUGUCAUGGAUUUCUUUAUAGAUAACAUAUUUAAACCUCUUUGGGUUUCACUGAAAGAUUUACAUUUUUAUCCCACAGUUCUAUCAAAGGUAGUGACAGCCAUCUCAGCCACUAUGUGUUUCACACUGACGCCUUACAUAGCUCUGAAAAAGAAUAGCAGUUUCCAACCUGAAGAUGCCACAAUCUUAUUGUCUUAUGUGGCAUUCUCUUGGUGUUUGUUUCUAGUGUUGCUGCCACUGGUUAUAAACUUUUCAAAAGCAAAAUUUCGAGCAACGUUCAUAUGCGGUCUAGUUCUAGCCGGAACUUGUAUGAUAUUGAUUUCGAAAAAAAUGACCAACGAUAUAAUGACGAUAAGUUGCUUGCUGUAUGGAUUUGGAUAUGGCAUAAUAAGUUACACGGAGAAUAUGGUCUACAGAUCAUUUGUAGGAGUCAGAAAGUGGGACCAGAUUCAAGGAACACUAGAAACUACUACCGCAAUUAUUGUGAUAUUAACUUAUUAUAUAAUUUAUCGCUAUAGCUUAAAUUUAAAUUUUUUACUUUUAGUUGCUCUUAUUGUACAUUAUUUAAUCGCUAUUUUGUGGACGAUAGCCCCGAUUUUAAAGGAUAUCAUAAUUUUCUGUAGUAAGUAUUACUGCAGAAAAGAAGACCAGCAAAUUGUUAUAUAGGUUGAUUAAGAAUGAAAUUACUUUAGUAUUAAAGAAAUUACUAUCAGUUGAUAAAAUUAUAGGUAUGCUACGUACUUGUAUGUGAGCAGAAAAUAUUGAUAUUUCAAGAACUUGAAAAGUUGCUGUUGUAUAUAUUGGCGUUUUUAUUCUUUUUUACAUGUGACUGUUAUUUUAGGUAAUAAAGUGUUUAUUACUAGUCAAAACUUAUUUAUCAACAAAAUGAUUGCCCAACAAGGAGGCGAAUAUUAAAACAUUUCUAUACCCAAUUUUAUGUAUUUUUAAUAGAUAUGAAU
Messenger RNA from Anoplophora glabripennis (Asian longhorned beetle), 2539 nucleotides. RefSeq lists its product as uncharacterized. Gene Ontology annotation, molecular function: monocarboxylic acid transmembrane transporter activity. Gene Ontology annotation, biological process: monocarboxylic acid transport. Lineage: Eukaryota; Metazoa; Arthropoda; Insecta; Coleoptera; Cerambycidae. The record is from RefSeq and is a predicted model, not a curated record. The coding region runs from base 138 to 2246 and encodes 702 amino acids. The transcript is spliced from 6 exons.